This is a messenger RNA of Haliotis rubra (blacklip abalone), 2938 nucleotides long. Its product is annotated as chromodomain-helicase-DNA-binding protein 1-like. The transcript has 23 exons. The record is from RefSeq and is a predicted model, not a curated record. Gene Ontology annotation, biological process: DNA repair; chromatin remodeling. The coding region runs from base 118 to 2823 and encodes 901 amino acids. NCBI's taxonomy places the organism in Eukaryota, Metazoa, Mollusca, Gastropoda, Lepetellida, Haliotidae. Gene Ontology annotation, molecular function: DNA helicase activity; ATP-dependent chromatin remodeler activity; ATP binding.
GCAGCGACGAAUGUAAUCGCACUGUAACUGUUUAACAGUAAACAUGAUGCAUGGAGUUCGCAAACGAUUCCGCUGAGUUUGUUGUAAUUGACAACUAAUGAAAACUGCCUGAAAGAAAUGUCCUUAAUGGAUAUACCUGACGCAAUAGAUUCGGUAGAAGCACUUCAGGAACUAGGAUGGGGUGACCUCCCAUUGCGUCCAUACCAGCUUGAGGGAGUGAACUGGCUGAUUAACUGCUGCCAGCAAGGUCAUGGCUGUAUCCUUGGUGAUGAAAUGGGCCUCGGAAAGACGUGUCAGACUAUUGCACUGCUGACAUAUCUGAAUGGCAGCCAAUCUGGCCCCCACCGCCCCCACCUGGUGGUGUGUCCUCGCUCGGUCUUGGAGAACUGGGACAUGGAGUUCAGCAGAUUUUCACCCCAAACCAAAACUCUGUGUUUUGUUGGCGACAAAGAUGUCCGAAAUGACCUGUCAAAGAAGAUAAAGGCUACCAAAAAAGAAAAAGGGACGUAUGAAUUUGAUGCUCUUAUAACAGCGUAUGAGCUCUGUAUGAAGGACCAUCUGUUUCUGAAGACCAUCCCCUGGAGCGUAUUGGUGGUGGAUGAGGCUCAUCGACUCAAGAACCAGGAUUCUCUGCUGUACAAGACUCUGGAGGAGUGGGACAUCUCCUGCAGCGUGCUGCUCACCGGAACUCCCGUACAGAACAAUCUGAGAGAGCUGUAUGCCCUGCUCAGUUUCAUUGCUCCCAGGAUGUUCCGGCUGUCUAAAGUGGACAAGUUUGUGGAAACAUACAGCAACACAGAGAAGGAAGAAGGUCUUGAGGAGCUGCAUGAGCUGCUUAAACCCUAUCUGCUUCGGCGCACCAAGAACAAUGUUCUCUCAGACCUGCCCAACAAGAUGGAGGUGGUUCUGUACCAUGGAGUGUCCAGUCUCCAGAAGAAGCUAUACAAGGGCAUCCUCACCAGGGAUCCAGAAGCCUUCCAGAACACUGGGAUGCAGACUGCCCAGCCCCGCCUCAUGAACAUCCUGAUGCAGCUGAGGAAGUGUGUCAACCAUCCCUAUCUCUUUGAUGGUGUGGAGCCAGAGCCAUUUGAGCUGGGUGAGCACCUGGUGGAGGCCAGUGGGAAGCUGGUGCUGAUAGACAAGCUGCUGUGCCACCUGAAACAGGCUGGACACAAGGUGCUCAUGUUCUCCCAGAUGACACACAUGCUGGACAUCCUCCAGGAUUACCUGGGAUACAGAGAUUUUACGUAUGAGCGUCUCGAUGGGUCAGUCCGAGGGGAAGAAAGGUUUCUAUCAGUCCGUAAUUUCAAUGAGAAUGAUGAAACCUUUGUCUUUCUUCUCAGCACAAAAGCAGGUGGUCAGGGGAUUAACCUGACGGCUGCUGAUACCGUCAUCUUCGUCGACAGUGACUUCAACCCUCAAAAUGACCUUCAAGCUGCUGCUAGAGCUCACAGGAUCGGACAGACGAGGCCUGUGAAGGUGAUCAGACUGGUCGGGCGGAACACGGUGGAGGAGAUUGUUCUGGCCAGAGCAGAGCAGAAGCUGAAACUGACUGACAAGGUGAUAGAAAGUGGUCAGUUCACAGCUGGCGGGAAGCACUUACUGUUUGCCGACAACAAACAACAGCUUCAAGAUGUCCUGAGGUUCGGUGUAGACAAGCUGCUGAAUGCCGAUGAGGAGGACAGUAGUGAUAUCGACCUGGAGAAGUACCUGGGAGCUACCAUUGAUGGGGCAUGGCAGCUGGAGGAAAAGGUGGAGGAGGAAGAGGACCAGACAGGGGAGGGCAAUAUGGGUGAUGAUGCUCCCCAGAGCAUGUAUAUGUUUGAAGGCACAGACUACUCGAAGGAUACCACAGCUGCUGACAGGAAGGCUGUUGAAGAUCUUCUUGAGGUGGAGCACAUUGUACAGUCUGAAAUUGCAUCUGGGGAGAGAACUCUACGCAUGAAGAAGGAGAAAAGUCUCCUUGGCCCAUUGCCUGAGCUCCAGCGCAAGGCCCGCAAACAACUGACUCCCCAGGAGCUGGAGGAGCGCAAGAGGAGGAGGAUGGAAGCAGCAGAGAAGCGUGCCAAGCUGGCAGAGGAACAAGAGAUACGACGAGCUCAGGAGCAGCGCAAGAAGAGGGAAAAACUGUGGAGGGCCAACAACUAUACGUCAUGCAAUGUAACCUUGAACAGCGAGGAAGAAGACUCCCAGGAGGAGGAUGGAGAAGAAGAGGAGGAGGAGAAUGGCAGACGACGUGCUAUACAGUAUGUGAGUGGUGAUGUCACCCACCCUAGUGAUGCCGGCACCCUCAACAACAUCAUUGUCCACUGUGCAGACGAUGCUGGUCAGUGGGGACGGGGAGGUCUGUUCUCGGCCCUUUCAGCCAGGUCACCCAACCCACAGACACAGUACGAGCUGGCAGGCAAGAUGAAAGAUCUGGCCCUGGGGGACUGUCACCUGGUGUGUCUGGACGCUGAGGAUUGCCAUGAGUGGUUGACUCUGCUCAUAGCCCAGCACAGAGACAAGAGAAACAACCUCUCGGGCAUCAAAUUGUCAGCACUUCGAGUUGGACUGGAGAAGAUUCACUCUGUUGCCAAGAAACAUAAAGCCAGUGUCCACCUUCCACGUAUUGGUCACAACACUCCUGGCUUCAACUGGUACGGCACGGAGAGACUGAUUCAGAAACACCUGGCCUCUGCUGGAAUACCCACCUUCAUUUAUUACUUUCCCCGGAGACAGAAGCGGAAGGCACCACCCCCGCCAGUCCACCGCCAUCACCCUCAGCCAGCCCAUCCACAUCAUCAUCAGCAGCAGCAGCAGAAAGACCUCUCAAAUUUCUGAAGCGACUGAGUAGUGGGGCAUCAUCCAGGCGGAGCUCCUCACCAUUGCCCACCUACUUCACAGGCUGCUCCAUCUACCUCCAUGACAUCCCAGACGAUGACCGCAAGUACUACAG